Messenger RNA from Culex pipiens pallens (northern house mosquito), 913 nucleotides. Its product is annotated as protein serrate-like. The coding region runs from base 63 to 344 and encodes 93 amino acids. The transcript has a single exon. NCBI's taxonomy places the organism in Eukaryota, Metazoa, Arthropoda, Insecta, Diptera, Culicidae. The record is from RefSeq and is a predicted model, not a curated record.
AAGAUUGAAGCGUGGGUUCGACAAACACCUCGACAGACCCAACUGCUAGUGGAGAUUCUGUCAUGCCAGCACGGCGUCCAAACUGGAGCUCGUUCCAGGCGGACGGGCUCCUAGCGGAGGUCGCUCCGCUCAAGUCGAUCCUCCAGGUGAAAAUCGGAAAUGGAAUCACGAUCGUGGCGCAUUGCUUGGGCACCUUCGUUGCUCUAGUGUGGAAUCACUCGGGAUCCGGCAUGAACCUGAGUCCGCACCAGGACCUUUCCCGAAGGCGCGUAGAGGAAAAAAGCCAAAAUCUCAAGGACGAGGAGAACUUCCGGCGUGCCAGCUCGGAACUGAGUCUAAAAUAGGACGCGGAAAUCAACUAGAUCGCCGGUACAAGCACGCUGGAAUGAUAUCAGCAUCACCUCUAUCCAAAUGGCCCCGCCGCCGACGUCACUCGCCCACUCUGUUGCACAAAACGCCAAACGCUGACAUCAACCGUGCAUCAACGAGUGCACUGUGGAAACGCCUCCUCCUCCUUCGAAAGCAACUUGUCAACGGCAACGACGGCGCCCAGCAGUACCCAGAUGCACCACGGACAUCGAGGCCAGAUCGGACAAAUCGCUUCGUUCGAAUCGUCACCACUUUUGAUUCUGUUUUGAGAUGAACAAAUAAAUAAAAUUUAAAUGAACUCUUCUUCUUCUUAUUUCUAUCGAAAUUUCGAGCAGCAACGGUCAAUUCAAAAAGGUAAAUAUUGAAGUGGCUGCGUUCUGCGUGCUUUUGGCGGGGUAUGCGUUACUGCGUUACGUUUGCGAUAUCGGAAAUAAUCGUUUGCGAUAUUGGAAGCAAUGUUUCCUGCUGACGGGUGGAAACCGAGAUUUGCGAUUUUUAGAGCAAAUCGAAAGCAAAGUUUCCGAUUCCGCAAACCGGAUUUUGU